GAAUGUCCAAUUUUCAAAAAUAAAGGGAAUAAUAAUUCGAAGAGGAUUUGGAAAAGUUUAUCAUCUAUUUCACAGGGUUUGGAGUAAGAUUACUUUUUAAAUUAAGCCAUCCCAAAAAAAUUUUGAAAUAGCCCACAAAUAUGCAAGUUCAAAUUUGAAAUAUCACACAUUCUUGGAUCCUGAUGCUCAUCAAAUAGAAGCUAAAUUUUAAGAGUAUUAUAUUGACAUAUUGAUAAGCAUUUUAAUAAAACUGUAAGUCAUGAGCAGACCUGACACUGCUGAUUACUUAAAUACUCUAUUUUAAGAAUUAAAGAAAAGGAAAUUAAAAUAAGAUUACAAUGAUAUGCCUCAUCGCAUCUUGGGUUUAUUGUUACUUUUAAGUUCUAAUUUGAUUGAACACAACUUGAAUCGCGAGCCAAACAAAAAUAUUUUAAAGAGAAAGCAAUAAGACAACAUGUCAAUUUCAAGCAUAGAAGUAAAUAUAGCAUAUCGAUUUUGCAGUCAUUGAAGGAUUGGAAGUUUGAAACUUCUUCAGAAGAAGAGGAUGAAGAAGAGAAUAAGCAAGAAGAUAUUUAAGUUAAUUAAAGAAAUGAAACUACAAGAGAAGUCUAAUAGAAAGCCUAAUAGAAUUAAACUUUGAUCUCCUCAAAAGACUAAUUGCCCAAUGUGCUAUGGCAUAUGAGUUUUAAUACUAAAAAGUCUUUUAAUGAAUUUGUAAGUUCAACUGAUUCUUCCCUUCAAAUAAGAUCAUCACAACUAUUUUUAUCAGAGUAUUAAAAUAAAUCAUAAGAAAUUCUUAAAAAACCAAGGAUUAUAAAGUAACAUUUUUCUUUUUUAGAUUAGUAUGAUUACAAACGAAAAGGAUGUAGUUGUUGCAGUAUUAUAUAGUUUUUUGGGUUUGCAAAGUGAUCUAUUAACAUUCUCUUCAGGAUAAUAUUAAUUGACUGAUUUUGAUGUUCGUCACAUGAGUCAUGACAGUCUUCUUAGCAGCACUCAAAAGUUUUUAGAAUAUGCAACAAUUGUAUGUCAUUUAAAAAAACCAUUAAAUAUGAUUUAAAAACCAUCAUUAUUAAACAUUGAAAUAUUAAUACAGGAGUAAUUUUGGUUGGGCGUAAGAUCUAUACUAAGUGAAUUUGAUCAGGCAGUUACACAUCUAUUGGAAUAAUGUAUUUAUGAUGAAAAAUUGUGUUAACAAAAGGUAGAUAGAUCUAUUACUUUAAUGUAUCUAAGCCAGAGUUUAUAGGAUUGGUUUGUCAUUAUCAAAUAGAUCAAUCUUGUUGCUCAGAAGAUAUCAACAAUAGAAGGAAAUAAUGGAACAUUCAAUUCACCUACACUUACUAUCUUAUAUAACUUAUGCAUUUAAAAUUCGCUCCAACCUCAACAUAAUUAAGUUUAUCUUCAGAAACUAUUUUUAUUUGCUUUGGAACCAUACAUAAAACUGUUAGAUAAAUAUUUAGAUUAUAAUUCUACCAUUACAGAUUCUUUUGAAAAUCUUCCAGUCUUUUUGCAGAGUUGUUCUGUCUAAUUAAAAAAUAUAGGUCAAGCAUUUUAGAUCUUCUAAAAAGUUGGAUUGCCAGCUUUAAAGUAAAUUUAGUUUAGAAAGAAUCUUAUUAUGAGAUUAUGCGAAGUAUCUGAGACUUCUCCAACAAAAUCUAUAUAGACUACUCUAUAAUAUUGCACACUCUCAGGAGGCCAUAAGUUUCAUGAGCCUUUUACUUUAACUAAAUUAAAAAAGGAUGAGAUAUUAACUUAAGAAUAAGAAUCAUAUUCAAUCAAAGAUAUUAAGAAUCCUAAUUUAAUAAAAGUAUUUCAAAAAGAAAUAGUCAAACUCAUUAAAAAGGAAGAUUAAAAUAUUUAAAAUAUCCUAUUAGAUUAUCUUAAUAAUCAUUUGCAAUUCAUCAAAUUACAUAAAUAUUUAAGAUGUUUAUUUUUCUUUGAAAGAGUGGAUCUUAUGCAACAAUUUAUAGAAUAAAUUGCAGAAUCUCAGUCUCUGGCUCGCUUAAGAGCUAUCCAAAAUACUAUUUAAGAUUUAUUGAGUAGGAACUUUAAUUUUAAUAAUGCUUAUGAAUUACAACCAUAAUUGAUUUGUUAGUAAAAUUCCUAAUUUUUAUUGUCCCAUAAAAGUGUUAACUUCAAAAUCUUUCUACCUCAUCCAAUUGAUUUAAUCAUUAACGAAAAUUCAUUGAUUUUAUAUAAUAAAAUCAUGUAAUUCCUAUUAUUUUUCAAAAAUUCAAAGUUGCACCUGCAAUAAUCUCAAGUAAACUUAAAAAAAAGAUUUAAAAAUUAAUAAUCAAAGUUUCUUCACUUUGGAAAUUAACUAACACAUUUUAUAACCAAUUAUGAGUAUUUCCUAUUUAUAUCAAUUAUCCAAGUUUAAACAGACUUAUUUUUGGAUAAGGUGAACAAAAGUUUAAGUUUUUAAGAGAUAAUCAACAAUCAUAAUUUAUAUCUAAAAACAAUCUCUGAUAAGAUGUUUCUCAAUUAGAAGGUACAGUAUUUAAAUAAUUAUUAGUCAGAGUCAAUUUUAGAGGCUAUUUAUAAGGUCAUAGAUAUUGUCCAAAAUUACCCAAUGCUAAUUGAAAGAGUUACUUCAUUAGAUUUAAUAGAUUAAAUAACAAAAAACAUAGAAACUAUGAGGAUAGAGAGUGAAUUUACAAAAAUGAAAGAUUCCUUUAACUAAUAAAUAUCUGCGUUGAUUUUACUAUUUGAUCAUUAUACUUAAAGAUUUACCCAUGCACCUGAAAGUAAGUAUAUAGAAAUAUUAAUUUUAGUCAUCGAAUGUAUAUUGAAGGUUAAUUUUAAUUAAUUUUAUAAAUGA
This is a messenger RNA of Paramecium octaurelia, 2818 nucleotides long. Lineage: Eukaryota; Ciliophora; Oligohymenophorea; Peniculida; Parameciidae. The record is from the annotation of a GenBank genome assembly.